Molecule: messenger RNA, 5184 nt
Organism: Effrenium voratum
Lineage: Eukaryota; Dinophyceae; Suessiales; Symbiodiniaceae
Source: the annotation of a GenBank genome assembly
CGUCUUUCAACAUGUCUUUCCUGGCUUCCAGCUGAGCCUCGGAGCCGAGUGACCGGCACCGUGCCACAGCUCUCUGCCAACUUCGCAAGCUCCUGGGCUGAGGCAGGCCUGCAGAAUGGUCCUGUCGGAAGCCGAGAAGGCCGCCAGGGCCAAAGCUGAGCGGGAGGCCCUCGCCGCCAAGAAGGCGGAGAAGGAGCGCAUCGAAGCGGAAAUCCGUGCGGACAGGGACCGGUUCAACGCGGUGAAGACUGCCUCAAAAGAGGACGCGGCGGCACCGCCACCACGACUGACCAUCCGAGUGCGCUACACGGUGGAUGGGCAGAAAGGCAGGCGGCCCGUGGAGCUCGAGGGCACCACCGCCUCGGUGAGCCUCUUCCACUUCUACCAGGCGAUCGAGGAGCAGUUCCACGUAGCGCCGCCCCGGCAGAUCCUCCGCCCGGCGGACGAGUCGACGUUCCCUGUCGAGCCGCGAGAGGAGGCGCUGCCGGCCUACAAUUCUUUCGCCUCCAUGGAGGCCUUCCCGAGCCUGGAGAGCCUGGGCCUGCGCAGCGGCCAGGAGAUCUUUCUCUCCCAGGCAAGCGAGGAAGUGACCGCGCCCUCCCAACCUCCCAGUGAACCGCAGCCCCCGCAGCCACCCCAAACCGGGGAGGAGGAGCGCCCUGCAACGCCGCCGGUGGCGCUGCCCAGCCCCCCGCCGCCCAAGCCGUGGGCGCCCAAGCCCGCGCCCGCGCCCGCGCCCGCGCCCGCGCCGGCGCCGGGCCCGAGCUCCUCAAAGCCGGCAGGAAGCUCGGUGAGAUACAGCGACGAGCACAAGCUCAAGUUCCUGUGGCGCAGCAUCGAGGAGAAGAAGUUGGCGCUGACCAAAGCACGGGAACUCCGCGAGUACAACGAGGUGCAACGGGUGCGCGAAAGCCCAGAGACGGAUCGCUUGGCGGCCCUGCUGUUGUGGACCAGGGAGGAGCAAGAGUUCUACUGCAGGCUCAAGGCGGACCUGGAACGCGCCGUGGGCCUUGAGCCUGUGAAGGAGUUCAUCGUGCAACGGCUGCGGGACGCUGCUGGCCGCCAUGUGCUGAAAGAAGGGAAGCAGCCGCGGCGGCACGUGCUGAUCAGCGGCGCCUUCGGGGUGGGCAAGCACGUGGCGGCGGAUCUCAUCGGCCGCCUCUUCGGGCUUUUGAACAACCAGAUCGUGGCGAUGGUGCGGGUGGGCUCCCGGGUGCGCCUGGCAGCCUGGCAGGACGCUGAGAACCGAGGCGCGCUGCUGAGCAAGAACGACGUGGGGCUCGUGACGGAGGAGCUGCCCAUGGGAUCGCCCAAGCCCUUGAAGGUGAAGGGGCCUUCUGGCCGCGUAGGCAACUACCGGCAUGAUGAACUGGUGGCGGAGCCUGACCUCCUGCUCCCUAUAGGGGCUUUGGGCGACUUGGUGGACCAGAAGACGGGGAAGCUGACGGUGGCGGAUCGGAGCUGCUUCUACCUGCGCCUGGCCGGGAGUUUGACGGAGGCGGACGGCGGGAUCCUGGAGCAGGUGCUGGACGUGGGCAGCGUGGUCAUCAUGGCGGGACCCCCGGAGACGGUAGAGGCGAACAUGCAGCUCUCGGCCUUCCGGCGCCGGCAGCCGGACCUGCUGACGCUGCCCACCCUGUGCCCCACGGACGUGGCGCGGCUCAUCGCUGCGGAGGUGGAGAAGCGGGGCUACGAGGGCGUGGGCGAGGGAGACGUGGGUACCCGGCAGCUGAUCACCGUGCUGGAGCACAUUGUGGCACAGCGCUUUGACGAGAAGCUGAUCCGGGAGAAGAACGGGCACCUGGCCCGGGACGUUCUAGACCUGGCGAUCAGUCGGAAGAACGACCGCACCUGGGCCGAGACCUUGGACUCCGCCGAGCGCUUCCGCCUGACGCCCAUGGACUUCGGCCUGGAUGUGCUCACGGCGGAGCAGCGGGAGCGGCGCAUGCGGGAGGUGGAGGCUGAGGUGGCCUCGUUGGUGGGUUGGGGCACCGAGGAGGAUGCGGGCAGCGCCCGGCACUUCUUCUACCAGCUCCGGCGCCAGCUGGGCAGCGCCCGGGGCAGCGGCCACAGCGCCGCCGCCGCCGGGGGCGCCGCGGCGCUGCAUAUGCCCAGGGCCCUGCGGGUGGCGGCCAACGCGGGCUCCGGCCGGGAGACCUUCGUGCGCCUGGCCACCUGCUUCCUGCGGGCGGCCGGGGCCAUCAGCCGGGAGGAGGUGGUGUGGGUGGAUGCUCAAGAGCUUUGCGAGAAAGGCGACCCAGCGGAGAUCCUGCAGACGCGGCUGUUGGCCGCGGAGCACGGCUGCCUGGCCAUCAAGGACGUGGAGGCCCUGGUGGACUCCCGUGAGGCGGUGCGGGCACUGGCGCAGGCGCUGGGCAAUGUGGACGGGGCCGCCAGUGCCUCUACCCUGGUGGUGAUCCUGGGGACGCAGGCGGGCCUGGCGCGCGUUGCUCGCAUGGAGCCGGCGCUGGAGGCGCGUUUCCCCACCAACGUUUCCAUCCCGGACUUCACAUCGCUGGAGCUGGUUCAGUUCAUGGAGGACUGUGCUGCCAAGCUGCCCUCAGGGGCUUUGGCCUUCGAGCAGAACUUGGGCCCGCGCCUUGCGGAGCACCUCAACGAGGUCUAUGGCGGUGGCGGCCAGGGCAAGGAGCUGGGAGAGCGGGGGAACUUGGCGCUAGCGCGGCGUCUUCUGCAGCGUGCGGUGCAGAAUCGCAUCACCAGGCUCUUCAACAGCAUCCAAGAAGGCGAGACCCCCGGGGAGAGUCCCGAAAGCGAGCACCUCACCAAGGAGGACUUCGAAGUGGGCGCCCCCAUCGGCGAGGGCAGAGAGCAGAAGGACGCCAUCGAUGAGGAGGUGUGCAACCUCAUCGGCAUGACAAAGGCCAAGGAGUGGUUUGCUCAGGUGCGGCAAAAGGUGGCAUUCGUGGAGCAAACGGGCACCCGGAGUGACCUGAGGGUCUGCCUGAACAUCAUCAUCACCGGCAACCCGGGCACGGGCAAGACCACCUUCGCGCGGCUGCUGGCGCGUUUCUUCCACACCUACGGGGUGCUGCCCAAGGAUAGCUUUGUGGAGAAGAACGGCCUUGAGCUGAAGGCGGAGUUCAUGGGAGGCACCGCCCCGAGGGUCAAGGCAGCGGUGCAGGAAGCCAUGGGCGGCUGUCUGUUCCUGGAUGAGGCCUACGCCCUCAUGGACUCGGCUGCGGGCAUCGGUGGGGGUGGGGACGCUUUCUCUCAGGAGGCUUUGAGGACGCUGCUGACGGAGGUGGAGAACCACCGCACCAAUCUCAUGGUGGUCCUGGCAGGGUACAAGGAGAAGAUGGGUCGGCUGAUGCGCGCGGAGGAGGGUCUGGCACGGCGCUUCCCCAACCGCUUGCACUUGGACGACUACACCCCGGCGGAGCUUGCGCAGAUCUGCGAGAUGAGUGCCAGGCACCGACACCAACGUGAAUUUGAGUCUGGCCUGCGGGAGAAGCUAGAGAAGAACAUCGAGAAUUUCUACUGGCGAGACAUUGCGCAGCAAAACGCGGGCCUCUCCGUAAACCUGACGGAGAAGGCGCUGGACAGGCAGAUCGUGCGGAUCGUGUCCAAGUACCCUGAGGCGUUUGCCCAGAUGUCGCUGCCCUCCCGCUCCGCGGGCUCGGAGCCGCCCUCGCUGUCGCGGCAGCGCAGCUCUGGUGGCACAAGCAUCCAGCAGGUGAAGGCGGAGGUGGCUGUCUUUACGGCCGCCGACUUCGGCAUCGAGGAGCGGCCCACCAUGGGAGAUCCCGAGCUGCGGAAGCGAGUGCAGCAAGAGGUGGAGCGGCUCACAGGCAUGGCCAACGUCAAGGCCUUCUUCAAGGAGCUCUCGCGGACCGUGGCCUUCGUGGAGCGGGGCGGGGACCCCCGGGUGCUGCAGACGAGCCUGAACCUGCGGCUCACGGGCAACCCGGGGACGGGCAAGACGACCGUGGCGCGGCUGAUUGGGCGGUACCUCUAUGCCCACGGGGUGCUGCCCAGGGACACCUUCGUGGAGCGGAACGCUCUGGCGCUGAAAGGACAAUUCGUGGGCCAGACCGCGCCCACAGUGGCGGAGGCGGUGAGAGACGCUAUGGGCGGCUGCCUCUUCAUCGACGAGGCCUACGCGCUGGCGGACCGGGGCGGCGACAAGUUCAGCGGCGAGGUGAUCCGCACGCUGCUCACGGAGGUGGAGAACCACCGCACGGGGCUGCUGGUGGUACUGGCUGGCUAUGCGGACAAGAUGGAUGUGCUCAUGGAUUCGGAUCCCGGCUUGCGGCGCCGCUUCUCGCUGGUGCUGCAGCUGGAAGACUACACCGCGGAGGAGCUUGCGGAGAUUUGUGAGCAUGCCGCGCAGGACCGCUUCAACCUGGCCUUUGCCCCUGGGCUGCGGGACCAGCUGGGGCGCCACAUCAAGACGGCCCACGGUCAGGAGAUCUCGCAGCACAACGGAGGCCUGGCAGUGACCUUGGCGGAGCGGGCCUUCCGGCGCCUGGCGACGCGGCUGGGGGACCCCAACAGCGGGGAGGCGGUGAGCAGCGGGCGGGAGCUGAUUGCAGAGGACUUCCUCAUCGGCGUGGCCCCUGCGCGCCCGCCCGCGCCGCCCAAGGCCGCAACUGGCGCAGGCGAAAGCACGCAGCGGAGCCGCCCGCCCAAGAGGGGCAGACCAGCGUGGGAGGCGGUGAGUGUACUGGCGCGGGAGAUGGCGCAGGAACUGAUGAAGGGCAUGGAGUCUGCCAUGAAAGACGAGGACCCUUUGGAUGAAGAUAUGCCCGGAGGGGCUGCUCCUUCCAGGGACGACCACGUCAAGGCCGUGGUGAAGGCCCUGGCAAAGGGCAAGGACCGGGAGAGGCCCAAAGAGGAGGUCAAGGAGGAAGAGCAGGUGCCCCAGCAGGAGGGGGAGAAGGUGGUGGAGGAGAUGUCCACGCUGGACGCCUUGGAGUGCUUGGGUGUCUGCCCGGCCAACUUCGAGUGGUUCGAGCUCAAUGUGGCAGACCCGCCAGACUCUAACUGCGGCAUCUGCGGGUACCGCCUUGCGGACGGGUAUCGCUGCGGGGGCGGUACCCACUACGUGUGCAUGGGCUGCAUUGACGCGUACAAGACGCGUGCAACGUGACCGUUCCAAGCAGCUGCAGCCAGGUGCAGGGCCAGCAGCUUGCAGUGAUCUCCGUGGGCCAUCGAUUGCAACCG